AUGCAAAUUAUAUAUAAAUCUCGUGGGCAUACUUGGCGGAGUAUAGAUUGUAACAAAUCGUUACCAUUUAAUAUUUAUUGCUCUGUUUGCAAUGAGCUUAUGUUGCCUUUAGUUGGACUUUUUUGUGAGUGUUGUGCAGCUAGUGCUUGCAAGAAAUGCAACAGAGUUUUAGACAAAAAAUUAAAAUGUAAGCAAAUCACAUGGCCAAGUGAUAAACCGUUUUAUCAUCAAUGGGUUAAUAUAGGUACAGCAAAUGGGAAAGAUGGAGACCAUAAUGAAGAGAAUCUAAAAAAGAUAUUUUGUUCUUGGUGUCAGCGUAUUAAAAUAGUAAAAGAAAAUGAACUCAGAAAAAAUGAUCUAUGUGAUUUUAACAAGUACAAAAAAAUUAUAAUUCCCCCAACUUGUGUGGAAGUAGAAAAAGGUUUAAUAAGUUAUAUCAAGUCACCACUGGAAGAUGAUUGGGAACCGCUCAUUAUAUUUGCUAACAGAAAAUCUGGAAGCAGUAGAAGUGAUGAAGUACUAUCAAUAUUUCGCGGCCUACUUAAUCCAAUACAGGUGAUUGACUUAAGUGCUAUUUCCGCCGGAGAACGUGAUAAAAUGGCUGCCGGGCCGGCCGCGCCGCACAUUAGAGCAUCCGUUGGCAUUCUGCCCAUGGGCACGGGCAACGACCUCUCACGCGUUUUGGGCUGGGGUCCGGGUUGCAAUUCACACCUCGAUGCACAUUCCAUUAUAAAGUCAAUACGUCAAGCUGAAGAGCAGCCAUUAGACAGAUGGAAGGUAACGAUAAAAGGGAAGCGGGGGCGAUUGCGGCGUUGCCGCCCCGACCGCGUCCUCUACGCUUACAACUACGCGAGCGUCGGCGUGGACGCCCAGGUGGCGCUGGACUUCCACCGCGCCCGCGCCCAGUUCCUCUACCGCUUCGCCAGCCGCACCCUCAACUACGUCGCGUAUUUGUUCCUGGGCGUGGGCCGCGCGUUGGACGACGGCGGGUGCCACGGCCUGGAGCGGCGGUUGCGCGUGUUCCUGGACGGGCAGAGCGAGCCGAUGGCGCUGCCGCCGCUGCAGGCGCUGGUGCUCCUCAACAUACAGUCGUGGGGAGCUGGCGUGCACCUUUGGAGCAUGGGGAAUGAAGGCGAAGUACCCGAGCAGAGCGUCAACGACGGAAAACUCGAGGUGGUGGGAAUUUCAUCGUCCUUCCAUAUCGCACGACUACAGGUCGGUCUUGCGGAGCCGUAUCGUUUUGCUCAAACCUCACGAAUCAAGAUUGAAUUGUCUGGAUCUUGUGCGAUGCAAGUAGACGGCGAGCCGUGGAUGCAGUCAGCGGCGGUUAUUACCAUGGAACCAGACGGCCAAUGUCUUAUGCUCAAAGCAGCCAAAGACGCUAGUAAUGCUAAC
This is a messenger RNA of Iphiclides podalirius (scarce swallowtail), 1395 nucleotides long. Lineage: Eukaryota; Metazoa; Arthropoda; Insecta; Lepidoptera; Papilionidae. The record is from the annotation of a GenBank genome assembly.